ACAUCAAACAAAGCAACAAAAAUGGCGGAAACGAGUGUGCAGACGAACGAGACGACUACCACCGGACCACCGGCAAGACGGCUGAGAGGUCAUAAAGCCAUCGCCACCUCCUGUAUCGCCUCCCGCGACCGCCCUGGCCUCAUCGCCUCUGCCGCUGAAGAUGGGUGUGUUUGCUGGUUUGAUAUGCGAUGUAAAGAUCUAUUGCACACCAUGGAUGUUGCUCAAAAUCCAAUUUCCUCAUUAUGCUUCAAACCGGGGAAUGAGAAUACCGUUUACGUAUCCUCUGAAAAUGAAGUGAAGGUUUUUGACGUCCAUAUGCUUACCUCAUGGAAGCCAUUGGAGAGUUACAGUUACAAUAAAGAGGAGAUAAACCAGAUCACAUGUAACUCAAAGUCAUCUUUUCUUGCAGCUGCUGAUGACGGUGGUGAUAUAAAGAUCAUCGAUAUACGCCAGAAGUGUCUGUAUAAGACAUUAAGAGCUGCCCAUGAAAGUAUAUGUAGCAGUGUGCAGUUUCUUCCUUGGAGACCUUGGGAAGUAAUCACUGGUGGGCUUGAUUCGAAGCUAAUAAUGUGGGACUUCUCGAAAGGACGACCAUUCAAAGUUAUGGAUUUGGGAAAAUCUGAACCGGAUAGCAGUAGUAACGCAGGACAGUGCUUCAAUCCUGCGUUCGUACACGCAAUUGCAGUUCCUGAAGCCGAUAUGUUAGAUAAAACUGACAAGAUAUGUGUUGUGGCCAGAGGCGAUGGUGUUGUCGAUGUAAUCAAUAUAGAAUCCGAAUUUCGAGCCGCCAAAUCCAAGGGUUCUUCUAACCCGAAAAAAGGUGGUCAACCAAAGUCAAACGGAAAUGUUCCGUCUCCAAGUUCUGAAAAAGAAGAUCAAAAUCAAAGAACGAGGUUGCGCUUAGAUUAUUCCUCUGGAGGCCAUACUGCUGCUGUAUCUUGCGUGGCGUUUUCGGUUUUUGGGGAGAAAGGAAGGUACAUAAUAUCGGGGGGCAAUGAUAAAGCUGUGAAGGUUUGGAAUUGGUCCGGUUUCUUUAAAGCAGAUGAAACUUGCAACAAAGAUGACUUUCUACAUUUAAACAUAAGUUUGGGCAGAAAAGUCAACUGGCUUUGUACUACUCCAACUGAUUCAGAAAAUCUUGUGGUUUGUGAUACAUCAAAAGUAGUGAAGGUUUAUACUGUCGCAUAGUCAACUAUAUGGAUGCCGAAAGUCAAACUGCAGUUCUAGAAGUUGAAUCAGUCUUUUUUAGCAAGAUUAGACUGCGAAAUGGUGGAUCAUGAGCAAAAACGAUGAUGAACAAGUUAGUUAUGUUUUGUUGAAUCUUGCGAACUUAUGCAUGUUUUGCAGAGUUAGUGUUAUGGCCAGUUUUUACAUUUUUGUAUGAUAUUUGGUGGCAAGGUAUUUACUUAGCAUCGUUUUGCAAACUUAUGCAUGUCUUGCAAAGUUAGUUUUAGACCACCUAAUAUUUGUUUGUGGAUUCAAAAUUAAUAUACUGCAUGCCAAUAAGACCUGCAUUUUAAA
Molecule: messenger RNA, 1521 nt
Organism: Helianthus annuus (common sunflower)
Lineage: Eukaryota; Viridiplantae; Streptophyta; Magnoliopsida; Asterales; Asteraceae
Product: WD repeat-containing protein 53
Exons: 10
Coding region: 22-1188 (388 amino acids)
Molecular function (GO): protein binding
Source: RefSeq, a predicted model, not a curated record